AGGGCCUGGAAGGUGGGGCGUGAAGAUGAAGGUGUCUCCGGCCUCCAGCUCCAGAGGAGGUGGGAGAAAGGGGCACUAAGGCAUCCCCGAGCGCUGGCUCUGAAAUCUGGGGCAGAUUUGUUUGCCUUACUGCCAAUCCAACUGUGCAUGUUAGGGUUUGUCCCUGGCGUCAAAGACAGUAUCAGUUGAGCCCCUAGAUUUCUCCUUGACGGUAAGAGCCCAGGAGUGGGCCUUUCAGUUUUCCAGCAUCUGGGGAGCCGCUGAGGCUUUGCCCUUUGACCUUUGACAUCGCUGCCCCUUCUGCUUCUCCAGAUAUGGAAAACAAGAAUAAGAAGAAAGAUUGCCCAUUCAUGACAAUUCAGAAAAAUGCUAAUUCAGAUAAUCUGAUAUUCUGUAUGAAAAAUGGGAUAAGAAGAAUCAAGUAUAAACCAGUAGACUAUCAACAUUUACGUGCAUUAACUGAAGCAAAGAAAUUAGCUUCUGCUUCUAUAGAGCAAAAGAUCAGAAAAACAAUGAAGACUUCAAAAAUAUCUAAAGAACAAAUGCUAAUGAAACAGCACAAACAAGUGUGGUGGCAGGAACACCAGCGGCUAAAUGAACUCAGAUGUAAACUGGAAUCUGAAAUAAAAUCUCUUAUCAAUGAAGAGCACAUUGGAAAUGAGUGUCUUUGCGACCUUAAGGAUUUUGAACAAGAGUUAUCAGAACAAUGGUGUACAUAUCUUAAAGAGGUGAUAAGUCCUAUUCAUCAGCUAAGAACAGAUCUAAAGUUCAGAGAGCAUCACACUUUACAGUGUUCACACCGGCAUAUAGCAUUUAACUCAGGCACAGUACUGGAAGAGAUUGACUUUGUGAAAAAACAUUUGAAAGCCGUCUUUGAAAACCUCAACCGGGAGCAACAGAACAUAGAAAAUGAUCUUUCAGACUGGCAUGUGAAAAUAAUCAAUUAUUCUUUAGACGACAAAACUAACCUAUUUAGUGAACUACCCACAGAAUUAGAAACUUUGGAAUGUCCAUACCCUGAGUUGAAAUCUUCAAUCCUUAAAGAGUUCUGUAACUUUACAGAAAACUAUCAGAAGAAACUUAAUGAUUUUGAUCUACAGUUGCAAGACAUAUACAGAAACUUUCAACUAAAUGAAGAAGAUCACUGGAUUUACCAGGCUGUUUUGGAUCAAUAUCCUGGAGACCUCAGUGGCAGAAGAACUCUGUAUCUGGACAUGUUACAAAGAUAUUUUCCUCACAAAUCUAGGCAUGAUUUGGUAGAGCAUGAGAAAUAUUGUUACCAAUAUCACUUUGCUAGGGAUCAGAGAAGAAUUUUGUUAGAAAAUUGGAAUAGGAAUAGGAAAGUCUUUAUACAGAAAGCGGUGUUGACCCUCCUUGAGGCCUCUGCCACUUAUGACAUGGAAAGCACGUUGGCAAAGGACAGGAAAAAGCAACAGGAUUUGUGUGCUGCUCUGAAAGCCAAGGUUUUUCAGUGGCAAGCCCACCAGGAAGAGGUAGCAAGACUGGAAAUGGAAAUUUCUGCCAGAAGGAGAGAAAAGGAAGAAGAAGAAGAGAAAUUGUGGAGGAAGAAGGAAUUGUUGAAAAGGGAGGAGAAGAAAAAACAAAUAAGAAAAUACUGGGCUAAGAAAGAAAAGAAAUGGCAAGAAAUGGAAAUGAGAGACCUUCAGCGUCUAGAGGAACUAAAGAAAUUAAUGGCUGCACAGUCAGUAAAAGACAGAGAAAGGGUUAAGUAUAGACAAGCAUUACUGGAAAAGCGUUUGAUGGAGCAGAAAGAAGUGGCCCUUCAAGAAGCGCAUGAGGAAGAAGAGAGAGAGAGGCGGCUUGCAGCCCUUAGGAAACAGGUUGGAGUUGUUGCUCAAUUUGAUCCUGUUAGAAUGAUGUCAGAUACCAUAGCAUCAAAAGCUAAGCUGGGUAUUGAUACGGAAGAAGAGUUCAUUCUUCAAAAGCCACUCUUCACACUGCAUACAUACAAUGAACAGCAGAUAAUUUCUGACCCUAGACUUCGCUUUGAAUUAGCACUUCGAGAAGCUGGACUUCAUAAAACAUUGUAUGCCAAAGAAAUAUUACCAAAAAUCAGUCCACAAAAGCCUCCAAGAAAGGAUAUGGAAUCUACUGUAUUUAAGAUCUAAGCCUCAUGCUAAAAUCCAUUAUAUAUAAACAAGAUCUUUGAGAACAUUUAUAUUGAUAACAAAAAUUACCAUUUUCUAAAAGAUCAGACACAAAAAUUAUAUCAUUUGUUGAAACAACAUUGCCCUUCUUACACGAUGAUUAAAAUUUUAUAUAGUAUUUUUUGUAUUUUAAAAUUAUAUUUAAUACUAUCAGAUUCACCUAGAUGAUGGAAAUUAAUUAUGGUAUAUUUGGUACAUAUUUUAUCAUUUAGUAAGAUGAUUUGGGGAGGUGUUAUUAUAUAAAAAAGAUCAGAAUAACCAUUUGCAAGAAUUAUAAAUGAUGUAGCUUCUAUCUGUGACUGUUCACUUCUGGUUAUUAUUCCAGAAUUUGACUUUUAGUUGUAAGAACUUUAUUAUCAUUACUUCUACUAUUUUUUGAUGAUUGUAAGAGGCGAUUCAACCUUUCUCUAAAUUUAGAAACCAAUUUGAUAUACCAUGUUUACUGAAAACCAGUCAUCCAAACAAUUUCAUUUUGUAAAUUAGCCCUUAAAAAUAAAUUAGAAAUUAGAAAUAGCAAUUCAAGCAUGGGAACAUCUAUUUUGGUUUUGGGGUGGGGGAGGAAUUUGUGUAGCUGUUUAAAAGGAAUACAUAAGCAUUCAUGAUAUUUGAAGUGCUGUCAAAUGUACCAAAUUUAAAUAACCAUCUGAUCUUACAGAAGUAUUUAAAAUAAAAUUGCAAAUAAAUUUUUGAUGAUUUCUAAGAA
Cavia porcellus (domestic guinea pig) is the source of this 2871-nucleotide messenger RNA. It is a transcript of the gene Ccdc148, whose product is annotated as coiled-coil domain containing 148. The record is from RefSeq and is a predicted model, not a curated record. The transcript has 15 exons. The coding region runs from base 315 to 2129 and encodes 604 amino acids. Lineage: Eukaryota; Metazoa; Chordata; Mammalia; Rodentia; Caviidae.